AUGGGUGUCAAGGGUGGUAAGGACAACAACACGCAUGCAGGCUCUGCCCAAUUUGCAGCAGCAGCGCAGAAGCCAAGGCCUGCCGUGCAUGCAGCAGCAGCAGCAGCAGCAGCAGUUGCAGCAUCACGUGGCGGUGCAUCAUCAGUGAGAGCAGCUGGCAAGGCCAGCAGCAGGCAGGCGAGUGGGGUGAAGAGGAGAGAGGAGUAUGGGUGUGGGGAGGGAGCAGCAGGGAGGGCAGCAGGUGGAAGGCAGGGUGGUGUGAAGGCAGCAGGUGGAAGGCAGGGUGGUGUGAAGGCAGCAGGUGGCAGAGCAGUGGCAAGUGGCGUGUGUGGCAGGGAGGGGGUGAAGCAGCAGGCGGGGCGGAGAGAGGGUUUGGUGCAUGAGAGGGAGGUGUGUGGGUGCCUGCAUGCGUGUGUGGGCUCAUGGGUGCAUGACUGGAUGGGUGCAGAGUGCACGGGUGCAUAG
This is a messenger RNA of Closterium sp. NIES-65, 465 nucleotides long. The record is from the annotation of a GenBank genome assembly. Lineage: Eukaryota; Viridiplantae; Streptophyta; Zygnematophyceae; Desmidiales; Closteriaceae.